AAGAAACUGCCAAAUAUGGGAAAACCAAAACACCGAGUUGUUAGCUAGCUGUGCUUCGCUCCAAACUGGGUAUAGGAUCUAGUUUGUAUAUUUUGACAAGCUAAUUAAUUUGUUUAGUUAAAAACAGGAGACGAUUGUUGCACCUUGGUUUCUACCCGAAUAGCAUAAUACCGAGUGAAGAUAACUAACUUUGCGCCCUGCUUCCAUGCAACAGAGCUACUAUCUUGACUUUUAAGAGAGUUAAUCCAAAAGGAGCUCAGCAAAGAUGUCAAUGGAGUGCCCCCUGUCACUUCCACCACCACCUCCUCCUGGUCCACCACCACCACCUCCUCCACCUGCUCCUGGUCCACCACCUCCUCCAGCCUCAACACCCAGGAAGAAGCUGUAUCAGACUAUAGCCAGUAGCAGGAGUCCUGUGGAGGGGAACCACACAGAGGCCCGCUUACUGCUCAGUCAGAGGGAGAGCAGUUUUAGGAAGGACCUGCAGUGGAUACUGGUGAACAAGUAUGUGCCCUCCCUCAUCCAAGAUGGUCCACAGUGCGGUCUGGUGGCUUUGUGGAUGUCCGCUCACCUUCGACAGCCCCAGAGUGUUGACUUGGAAGCUGUUGUUCAGAUGGCACUGAGCAGGGGAUACACGGCACAGGGUGAAAUGUUCUCAGCUGACAACAUGGCCCUGCUGGCAGAGGAGGUUUGUGACUGCAAGGCAGAACUGCUGUCUGGGGGUUUAAGUGGUAAUAAUGCUGCAACCAUCAUCGCACACCUGUGGGGGAGACAGCCUGUUCUCAUCCCAUAUGAUGAGGACUACAACCAUGAGCCGUGCCAGCGGAGCGGCCACAGGGCGCACUGGGCUGUCGCUUCAGGUGUCCUCCUCGGUCUGGAGCCGGGGAGCGUGAGCAAAGAGCACACUCAGCCCGAUCCCACGCUGCCCUGGCUCUGCCUCGCCGUGGACAGCAGCUCUCCCUGUCCUGUUAGUAACGCGGCGGUCAAAGAGGUUUACGUCCUGGCCAAGCAGGGUAAAAGCCUGCGCUACCAGCUAUGGAAUUUGGACAGCGUAGCUCAGAGCAACGAGCAGCUGAGGACGAUGGACCCUCAGAGAGCAAAGGACGGGACUCAGUAUGUGGUUCCUCAGGGAGGGGUGCAAGCCGGGCUGGCCGGACAGGCGGUGUUGCUCCACACAAGGACACGGGAGAAGUAAAAGUUAUGCAGAAUACUGCUGAGAGGGAUCCCAGUGCACUCUCAUGGUACAGUGUGAUCAAUAUCACAGUUGUUGUUUUAAACAAUAUGAUGUCUGCAUAACUGCAUAACAUAAUCGGCAUAACAAAAGGGCUUCAAAGUGUUGUGAAUCUUCACAUUAUGGUAAUGACACUUUAUGUGCUACAAGCAGUGUAUUAUCAAAGAUGCUGGAUUUGCAGUGUCGUUUCAUCAAUGGAAAAGCAUAUUUAAUUUAUAAGUAUUAAAUGUAAUUAACUAAUUCACUGGAUAAACCAGAAGCCACAUUUAUUAUCUUAACAUUUCUUUUAUAAUGACUUUCAAAACAAUACACUGCAUACAUGCAUGUAAUCCUGCGCCAGAUCCUUUUAUAACUUUUAUUUAUGUAGAAUUAUAUUUUUGUCCUGCAGGUUUAUAUUGUGAUGCAUCUUCAUUCACCUCUUGGGGCUCAAUACAUCACUGACUGAGUGGAAUAUAUUUAUACAAUAAAUUCUUGAUUUAA
Molecule: messenger RNA, 1711 nt
Organism: Cottoperca gobio
Lineage: Eukaryota; Metazoa; Chordata; Actinopteri; Perciformes; Bovichtidae
Gene: actmap
Product: actin maturation protease
Exons: 7
Coding region: 266-1195 (309 amino acids)
Source: RefSeq, a predicted model, not a curated record